UGACUGGAAACCUGUUCAUGGGAGAAUUACAAAAAUGCAGCAAAGAACCUUCUUUCAGAUUGGUUUCUUCCUUUUAGCUAGCAUUGAAAUAACUUCAGCAGUGCUACACGACUGCACAGAAAUUCAACGAAACAACAGGAAUGCUACUUCUGGGCUUUUCAUCAUUCAACCUGUCCGAUCCCCUCCACUUGUGGUCAACUGUGUCAUGAGAAACGAUAGUGGCUGGACAGUGAUUCAAAGUAGCACCAGAGGUAGCAAGAUCACAUGGACAGAGAGCUGGACCACAUAUAAAUAUGGCUUUGGUGAUGUGCUGAGUGAUCACUGGUUGGGUAAUGAGUACAUCUACCUUCUAACCAGGCAAACUCAUUACAAACUCAGAAUAGAGUUCAUAGAUCAUCGCAAUGCAAUUAAAUAUGCAGAGUAUUCCACUUUUUACUUAGAACCUGAGAGUGGGAAGUACACAAUCAGGCUUGGUUCAUUUUCUGGGAAUGUUCGUGACCAAAUGACCCAACUUGCAACCAAUCAAAUGAUUGUUAACCAGGGUUUUACUACAAAGGAUAGGGAUAAUGAUAACUACAGAAGUUGUUGUGCCAGUAGUCGUGGUGGAUGGUGGUUUGAUGCCUGUGGUUAUGUGUGGCUUAAUAACAAGAACCCAUUUUGGUCUGGAAUUAGCAUUAAGAAAGUCACCAUGAUGGUUCAAGCACUGUGUUAAUUCUGGCUUCACAAGCAAUAUCAAUUUGUUUGUCACUUAUUUAUUCAGUGGCCAUUAACAUCACAUUGCUAUUAUGGGGAGAAAGCAAAUUAUUUCCAUGAUUACAAAAUACCAGUAGUGUUCAGUAUCCAGUCUACUCUUACUUCCACUAUAUGACCCCAAAUUAUUUCAACUGGGAGGCAUAAAUAUUUACCACUCCACUCCCUCCCAGUUGCCCCAUUAUUCAUUACACUCCUGGAUCCAAAUGCAUUUACUAUCCCAAUAGUAAAUAACUUGGGGCAUCACAAAAUUCAUCACUGUUCCCAUUCCCCAGGUUGAUAGUCACUGAAUAAAUUAAAUCAGAUUCUUUGCCAGAGGAGAUGUCUUUAUUUCAGGAUGAUAAAAAUUGGUAUAAUCCUGUAUGUUCAUAAAUUCAUGUUUUUCAUGUUACCACAUAAAUACUACAUCACACUAUGUGCAAAGCAAGCUGGACUUUUUUUCACAGCUCAAUCAAUUUUUGCAAAAUUUGAAUGCAACAAAUCAUUUAUCCAGAGCACAUAUGAACAUGCUUGAAGUCUGGAAAAUAAUGGACAGCAACAUGUAAAUUUGUGAGGAAAGUUUAUUGGCCGCCACAUGGGCUGAUUCUAUCAGAGCAAGCCUGCAUUCUAAUUGGCUGAGAAUUCCAUUAAUCUGCUUUAGCUCUUUUCCAGAUCUACUUAUGUUAAAAAUUAGUGUAUGUUUGAUUACUGCAAUCUUAUCCAAUAAACUUUCAUGAGCAAAGACCUUAUGCUUUAAA
Molecule: messenger RNA, 1487 nt
Organism: Hemiscyllium ocellatum (epaulette shark)
Lineage: Eukaryota; Metazoa; Chordata; Chondrichthyes; Orectolobiformes; Hemiscylliidae
Product: fibrinogen-like protein 1-like protein
Exons: 3
Coding region: 35-712 (225 amino acids)
Source: RefSeq, a predicted model, not a curated record